Messenger RNA from Xenia sp. Carnegie-2017, 646 nucleotides. RefSeq names its product guanine nucleotide-binding protein subunit gamma-e-like. Gene Ontology annotation, cellular component: heterotrimeric G-protein complex. The record is from RefSeq and is a predicted model, not a curated record. Gene Ontology annotation, biological process: G protein-coupled receptor signaling pathway. The coding region runs from base 152 to 346 and encodes 64 amino acids. The transcript has 2 exons. NCBI's taxonomy places the organism in Eukaryota, Metazoa, Cnidaria, Anthozoa, Malacalcyonacea, Xeniidae. Gene Ontology annotation, molecular function: G-protein beta-subunit binding.
AAGUUUAGCAACAAAGAAGAUGUAAUUAAAGUCUCGUAACAGAAUGAAUCGUCGUUGGCCACGAUAAAAACACAAGACCUGCUGCCUGGAACCAAGAGUUGAUGCGAAAAUUACACGACUGCAAGAAGCGUCCAAAUCAUUCGAAUAAACAAUGGAGAAGUCCCAGCUACAGCAGACGGUCGAAAGUUUAAAACAUCAACUCAAUAUCGCAAGAAUUCCACUGUCUGAAGCGUGCUACGAUUUGAAAGAUUAUUGUCAAAGACACAUCAACGCUGAUCCAUUGAUUACCCCAGUUGACAAGAAAGACAAUCCAUGGGCGGAAAAAAAGACUUGUGCAAUAAUUUAGAUAUCGCAUUCAUCAGAUCAUAAAUUCAACAUAGAUCAGGAAAUUGUAUUUUCUUCAAUUUUUUUUCGAAGUUGUGUCAUCCAUUCCAGUGUAAUGGCUAUUAUAAUACAUGUAUAUGAAAAAGCUUGCAACUAAAACAUUUCGUUUCAGUUUGUUGUAGAAAAAGUAAACAUUUAGAAAAGACGUAUUAUAUGCGAAACAAAAAAUGUGGAAGAAGGUAGAUUUUCUCUUACCUGAAUAAGCCAUCUAUUGACAUUACUCUUUCAUCGUUUUACUAAUAAAAAAUGGAUCAAAAUGUGA